AUGUGCUCUUCGAGAGCUUCGCUGACCACUACCACAGCUCAAAAGUACCUGAGCCUUGAGCAGUCGCCUAAGCGUAUCAUUGCUGAGUACAUCUGGAUCGAUGGCUCCAAUGGCCUGAGAUCCAAGUGCAAGCAAGUCGCCAAGGGCCGUGUUGGUCUCGACGAGCUGCCAGAAUGGAACUUUGACGGUUCGUCAACAGGCCAGGCCCCUGGCAACAACUCGGAUGUCUACCUCCGCCCCGUUGCCGUCUUCGACGACCCCUUCCGCGGCAAGCCUAACGUCCUCGUCAUGUGCGAGACUUGGAUGUCUGAUGGCAAGCCCAAUGCCUUCAACUUCCGUCACGACGCUGCUCUCCUGAUGGAGGCCAACGCCAAGGAAGGCUUCUGGUUCGGUCUCGAGCAGGAGUACACCCUCCUCGAUGUUGACGGCUGGCCUUUUGGCUGGCCCAAGAACGGAUUCCCCGCUCCCCAGGGCCCCUACUACUGUGGUGUCGGUACUGGCAAGGUCUUCUGCCGCGAUCUCGUCGAGGCUCACUACAUGGCCUGCUUCUACGCCGGUAUCAACAUUUCGGGUACCAACGCUGAGGUCAUGCCCGCCCAGUGGGAGUACCAAGUCGGUCCUUGCACCGGUAUCAACCUUGGUGACGAGCUCUGGAUGUCCCGUUUCAUCCUUCACCGUGUUGCCGAAGACUUUGGUGUUAAGGUUACGCUCGCCUCUAAGCCCAUCCCUGGAGACUGGAACGGUGCUGGUCUUCACACCAACGUCUCAACAGAGGCCAUGCGUCAAGACGGCGGCAUGAAGGUGAUUGAGGAGGCCAUGGAGAAGCUGGCCAAGCGUCACAAGGAGCACAUGGAUGUGUACGGUGAGGACAACGCUCUCCGUAUGACGGGCAAGCACGAGACAGCAUCGAUGGACAAGUUCACUUGGGGUGUCGCCGAUCGCGGAUCAAGUGUCCGUGUCAACCGUGCCGUGGCCGAGGAGGGUAAGGGCUACUUCGAGGACCGCAGACCGGCCUCGAGCGCCGACCCUUACCAGAUCACUGGUAUCAUUGUCGAGACCCUCUGUGGCAAGGUCGAGGGUGCCAACGUUCACAAGACAGCCAUGACGGCCGAGAACGUUGACCUCGAAAUGGUUGUGCCCAUUUCCAAGCCCUAA
Messenger RNA from Aureobasidium vineae, 1155 nucleotides. The record is from the annotation of a GenBank genome assembly. Lineage: Eukaryota; Fungi; Ascomycota; Dothideomycetes; Dothideales; Saccotheciaceae.